AUGAUGAUAGGCAGCCACAUCGAUGGCGGCCAGAAGGUGAAUCAGUUGAGCUUGGCCUACGCGCAGAAGCUGUGGAACGAGUGGGAGCUGCAAUGCAUGGUCCUUGGCAGCUUCGCCUUGCAGGCUUUCCUCCUCUUCGCAGCGCACAUCCGGAAGCGCAACACGUCCACCAUGCUCCGCAUCCUACUUUGGCUCGCGUACCUCAUGGCGGACUACGUCGCCAUCUUCGUCCUCGGCCACCUCACUCUCCAAACAAACGAUCCACGCCACCAGCUAGUGCUCCUGUGGGCACCGGUCCUGCUGCUCCACCUGGGCGGGCAGGACACCAUCACCGCCCUAUCCAUGGAGGACAAUGAACUGUGGAAACGCCACCUCCUGGGCCUCGUCACCCAGGUGGUUCUGGCCGUCUACGUCGUGGCCAAGUCAUGGCGCGACAAGCGGCUCCUGGCUCCUGUGGUGCUGAUGUUCGUCUCGGGGACUGUCAAGUAUGCCGAGAGGACAUGGGCGCUCAAGAUGGCCACCGCGGAGGCGAUCAAGGACAGCCGCAUGGGUGAUCUGUACAAGGCGCUGAGGAAAUUCGAAGACCCUAAAGGGAGACAAGCACCACAAACCUCGUCGGAGAUUGCCAAGUACAAUCAAGAGAUUGUUGGCCGGAACAAAUGGUGGCUCCAACAAGAGUACGCCGACCUCGUGCAAGCAGCCGGCGACAGCCUGCCCAACUGCAUCAAUGUCUUGAAUGACAUCCCUGUGGCGCCAUGGGUGUUACCUUCUAUAUUUAACAUGAUUGAGGAAAUAUAUCGGCGCGACAAUGGAGGAUCAACACAAGCAGGCGGAGGAGGAAAGGACUGGUUCUCAUCCAGGGCGUACAAGCUGUGUGAGCUCCAGCUCUCUCUCAUCUACGACCGCCUCUACACCAAGGUCGGCCUUCGGUACAACCAGUCCAGGCCAAUCAUCAGCAUUGGCCUUCAGCUCCUCACACUUGGCACCACUUCGACGGCCCUGGUGCUCUUUGCGACGGCGAGGAAGCAGGGCAGCGUGUACAGCCGUGUGGACAUCGUCGUCUCCUACAUCCUGCUGGCUGGUGCCGUGGCGCUGGAGUUGUUGUCCAUGCUAAUGGUCACCCUGUCCUACCGGUCAUACUGCUUCCUGCGCGACAGAUUCGGGGUGAACAGGUUCACACGAAUGAUAUUCUGUGUGAUCAGGUUCGUGCGACCAUACCACAAGCCACUGUGGUCCAACAAAUGGGCACAAUACAACCUGAUAGCCGGAUGCAUCAAGGAAAAGCAAGCCGGUGUCGUCGCAAGGAUGAUGCGCCGGAUUGGCCUCGCGGGGGACUCCAAGCUCUGCGCCAUCCCCGACGAGACCAAGGAGCUUAUCUGCAACGAGCUGGAUGACCAGGUCCGGUGCGAGCGGUUCAGCCAUGACCGAGGCACGGCAAUCCUAUCGCUGAGAGGGCACCAUGCAAGGUCUGAGCUGUACGAAAGCAUCGACAAGGUGGACUUCCCCAGAAGCGUCCUCACGUGGCACCUCAUCACGGACAUCUGCUUCUUCCUCACCGGUGGCGACGCCGGCCUUGCCAACCGCCACAUGAGGCUCUGCCGGGAGGUCUCCAACUACCUGAUGGACCUUGUCAUGGUGCGGCGCGUGAUGACCAGCAGCGAAGGCCACGUCGCGCACCUCAAGGCCAGGGAGGAGGUGAAGCUGAUGCUCGAGCAUCACAGUGACAAGAAGGUCAAAGUGGACGACGUCGAGGCCGUCAGGAAGAUGCUGGACGCCGGCGUGAGCCAUGCCACCGCCGCGUCCUCAGGGUACGUGCCGUUCGCGCGGAACUCGACGGACACCAUGCGGCCUGUGCUGCCCCGCGCGUGGGCGCUCGCGCAGACGCUGCUCCACCCCGCCGGGAGAUCAUCAGGCGGAGCACAGUGGGAGCUGAUCGCGUCGGUGCUCAUGGAGAUGCUGUUCCACCUCGCCCCCCGGUGCGAGGCCGGGUUCCACGCCAAGAACCUCAGCGCCGGCGGGGAGUACAUCACCCAUGUCAGGUUCCUGCUCCAUAACCGAGGCUUCGGCUGGAACUUCGUCCUUGCGCGCACCUGA
Molecule: messenger RNA, 2094 nt
Organism: Triticum turgidum subsp. durum (durum wheat)
Lineage: Eukaryota; Viridiplantae; Streptophyta; Magnoliopsida; Poales; Poaceae
Source: the annotation of a GenBank genome assembly